AAUCGUACAACAAUACGUUCUGGCAAUAUAAGAGAGGGCGGUGUGAAACCAAAACAAGAAAAAAAGCUUGUGUUUAGCUUAGCGUAAUUAUGGAUCUCCUAAAAGCCGAGAUAGCCAGAAAGAGGAAACAAUUAGAAAACACAAAUGUACUUGAUAAAGAAAAAAAAUUCUUCAAGCGCGGUGACUUAAUGGCAAAACAAGAAGAAGAAUAUUGGAAAAGAAAUAAGAAAGAAAAAGUUGAAGAAGUUGAGGAUGAAGCCACAACAAGCAAAGUAGAAGAUGAAGAUCCAAAUGUUAUAAAUCUUUCUAGGAAUGAGGUUGUCCGUCGAUUGCGGGAGCGAGACGAGCCUAUUCGUCUGUUUGGCGAAUCUGAUAAUGAUUCGUUUCACAGAUUAAGGAGAAUAGAGAUUUUACAACCAGAAGUGAACAAGGGCUUCCGUAAUGAUUUCAAAGAAGCACUGGACCAGCUUGAUCAGCAGUACCUGGAUGAGUUGGUGCAGGCCCAAGGCGACAAUGUACAAAACAAAGCAGGAGAUAUCAAGGUUGAUGAUGAUGGAACAACGUUGGAGGACAUCAUGAAGUUGGCGGAAGGCAUGGGAAAGAAUGAUAAGGAUUUAGACCAUGAAGUCAUCCUCAAAUAUAUCAAGUUUUUAUUAAAGGUGUGGGCAGAGGUAUUAAAUCAGCGGUCGUCGCAAGAGAAAAGAAGUACAAAGGGCAAGUUACUAAGCGCGACACAUUCACAGACCAAGGCGUACCUAAAGCCACUAUUAAGAAAACUUAAAAAAAGGAAUGUUGCAUCAGAUAUCCUGGAACACUUGAAGCUGAUUACAAAAUACCUAUUAGACAGAGACUAUGUCAAGGCAAAUGACGCAUAUCUUCAAAUGGCAAUAGGCAACGCUCCUUGGCCAAUCGGCGUAACCAUGGUGGGAAUCCACGCACGUACAGGAAGAGAGAAGAUUUACGCUCAGCAUGUUGCUCAUGUGUUAAAUGAUGAAACUCAGAGAAAAUACAUCCAGGGUUUGAAGAGGUUAAUGACCCUUUGUCAGCGACAGUAUCCUACAGACCCAUCACGUUGCGUGGAGUAUAACGCAUAAUCAAUACUGUGUACUUUUUCUGGAUGUACAUGGACUAGUUAUAUAGACAUUACGUGGAACUAUAUGUGAAAUUAUGAAACAUGUUGAAGAUAAUUUCUCUGAAUAUAAUUGUCAUGCUAAUAGAUUUUUAUUGUAUACACCGACUGUAAGUUAGUGCCAAACCUUGCAAGAACAGCAAAAAGCCAGUAAAGAACAAUGCAUGCACUGCCUCCAAAGUUGGCCUAGAUCAAUGCAUGAACAGAAACCGAAAAAGAAGGGAUGAAGGAACAAUGGCAUAACUACAGGGGGUGUACGUCAAAAAGGUUGCUCAAACUUGCAGGUACAGUAUAAUAACAGCUGUGUAAUUUCACACAACCUGGACAAGAUAAAUAUGAAUGGGUCACUUUUAUUGCAUUUUACAAUAAUCUGAGUAGUCUAGGGUCUACAAGGACAAUGAGCCAAAGGUCCUAAUCAAAAAAUCAUUGUCCUGGACAAUGUGUAGGUAUUUCUGGGUCUUGGAGUAAUGAUACAUUUCUGUAGUAUCUUAUUUUCCGUAAUAUGUCCAUAAUUAGGCAUAAUUUCAGUAGAAAUUAUGGAAGUUCCAUAGAACCCAUGGGAUAAAGGAGCAGCUAGGGUGUGCUGUUUUGGUAGUGUAAAGAGCAAUGUCUUCAAAGAUGUACAGAAAUAUAAAUAAUGUAAUAAACAUUGGUUUAUAUACUUAGAAAAAA
Anneissia japonica is the source of this 1801-nucleotide messenger RNA. RefSeq names its product pre-mRNA-splicing factor 18-like. Gene Ontology annotation, cellular component: U5 snRNP; U2-type post-spliceosomal complex; U4/U6 x U5 tri-snRNP complex. Bases 90 to 1094 code for a protein of 334 amino acids. The record is from RefSeq and is a predicted model, not a curated record. The transcript is spliced from 12 exons. Gene Ontology annotation, biological process: RNA splicing; generation of catalytic spliceosome for second transesterification step. NCBI's taxonomy places the organism in Eukaryota, Metazoa, Echinodermata, Crinoidea, Comatulida, Comatulidae.